GUAUCAGUUGGAGUGUUUGGUAAUAAUAUUUGUUUAUCACAUAGCAAUACAAGUCACUCUGAAGAAGAAAUGAAGAUGGGUUACAAUAUUGUUCGCUAUGGUCGGCCAUUGUGGCAGUCUAUGUGGAAUGGCAUGACAUAUGAUGUACCACGUGAGAGGUAUCGCUACUUGGUGGACAUAGCAAUAACAAAGUUAUGUGGUGGAACUCUUAACUGGGAAAAACACUGGCAACGAUCUGCAACAGCCCUGAUGGCUUGCACCAUUUGCAUCUACAUAUGUCCUCUAUCACGCAUGGCAAGAGACCUAGUCAAAUCACAUAUGGCGACAAUUAUCACUGCUGAGGACUCUGGUAAGAAGCAUCUCAUUGGAUAUCCGUCAGAACCAAUGUUAUCAGAAGGAGCAUUGACACUGCUAUCGAGGCCUGGUGUUGAGCUUGAUGUGCUGAAGGAGCUAGAUUUAGUUGGAAAAGAAGGUGGGGUUAUUGAUACUGGCAAUCGAGGAGAACUGUGUGCAAGAAUACUGCUGUUAAGUGCAAGACGUCAGCAGAUACUAUCCUUCAGGGAGGAAAACUGUGAGAAUUAUCCAACGUUUUCUGCCCACCAACUGGUUACUGCAUACCUUUGCAAACUGUUCUCUUCUGAGUUUCCCCAUGAGAAAUUCCAACACCUGGCAGCAUAUGAUAUUGGAUUCACGCAUUUCAUCGCACUUGACCAUACCCCUGAUGAAUCCACUUUGCAACUCUGUUGGGAUAGAGGUGCAGCCAUCAUCUACCAGCGCAACCAGCCAGGUGCAGAUAUCGCACUAGUCAUGUGCCACCGAGAUGAAAAAAAAUUAGCAGUAUUAAAUAUACAGGUGAAAAAUCAUGCAAGACCUGAAAGCAGAGGUGUGCGGAAUUACGCUGUUGCUAAUGGCCUCCGGACAUCAAUGACACUGUGCAAAACAUGUGCGCAUUUGGAGGAUUCUUCUGUUGGUAUUUAUAUUCAAAUUGGUGAAGCAUAUGCGAAUAAACCAAAGUUUGAAACAUACUACUAUGGGGAAGGAAGAAAUCGUCAUGGGAAUAUGACAUUUAACUUUUCUAGUGAUGCUGAGGAAGCAAACAGACUGGUAGUUCUUGGCUUGAGCUGCUUCAAGCUUGAUCAACAAUAUCAUGAGGUCAUCCGGAGCCUCCUGCAGUCCUGGAUCGAUAUAUCAAUGAUCUGUAGACCAACAGAAUUCAAGUUCUUAUGUAGGAUGUUUCCAGUUGUCUAUGGUUCUCAUGCUACCAAAAGGGCAAAGGAGAUCAAUAAUGAUAAUGAUGAAGACGCGAAGGAUUAUUUGAUUAAUAAAAGAUGGAAAUCUGAUGAACAAGUGGAACAAGAUGAGGAAUGGUCUGAAGAAUAUGAAUAG
Molecule: messenger RNA, 1386 nt
Organism: Paraglomus occultum
Lineage: Eukaryota; Fungi; Glomeromycota; Glomeromycetes; Paraglomerales; Paraglomeraceae
Source: the annotation of a GenBank genome assembly